Girardinichthys multiradiatus is the source of this 1513-nucleotide messenger RNA. RefSeq names its product family with sequence similarity 131 member Aa (gene fam131aa). The transcript has 6 exons. Bases 1 to 1110 code for a protein of 369 amino acids. The record is from RefSeq and is a predicted model, not a curated record. NCBI's taxonomy places the organism in Eukaryota, Metazoa, Chordata, Actinopteri, Cyprinodontiformes, Goodeidae.
AUGACGCUCGCCAUCGGGAGACAUUUGGACAGCCUUCAGCCUGUAUGUAACCCAUAUGUAGACCAACAAAUGAUCGGCCUGAGCAGGAGAUCGCAUAACCAUGAGUCGCCGCGGACCGACUUCCAGGUGAAAUUUGAACAGUGUGAAAUGAUUCCAAAGUCGGGAAAAUCUCCAGCAGACUCCCGGAAAAGUGUAGGCAUCCAUGAAUUUGCAGCACUCGCCAGAUCUUCAUUAAAUGGCAUCUCUCAGGCAGUGAGGGACCAUGUGACAAAGCCCACAUCCCUGGCUCAGGGCCGGGUCGCCCACCUCAUAGAGUGGAAAGGUUGGCCAAAACCUACAGGUCCUCCACCAGGCACUCACUCCCAGUUCAACUCUUACUGCCGUCUGACUGAAGGGGAGAAGGAGGCUCGGUUUGCUGCAGGAGUGGCUGAGCAGUUUGCCAUUGCUGAGGCCAAGCUGCGAGCCUGGGCAUCUCUAGAUGAUGAUGAUGAUGAUGAGGAAGACUUCAAAGAUGAAGAAUUCCACAUCAAUGAACAGCCUCGUACCUUGUCCACCGAGAGCCCAGAUGCUGACAUGUCCAAAACUAUCAGCGGAGUGCCAUGCCACCCUGAGACUCAAGGGAUCGAGUUGCCACAAUCGGUUCGUCCUGUAGGCUCCACCAGUAGCAGAGGCAGCAGUGACGGUCCUUUCCGUGAUAGGCUUCCAACUAAUAACGACCUACAGAGCGACUCUGCAACUUCACGCAGCGACUGCAUGUGUCCAUUCUUGGAGGAAGAAGAAGAUGAAGAGAGGCUCAACGGUCUGGUGGAGCAGCUGGCUCCUUUGCAGGAUCAGCGUGGCGAGGACUUUGUCCACAGCAAGCCAGAGUGGAGGCCACGAAACAGGAGCAGCAGGUUUGACUCCUGCUACUCCACCUCUCACUCUGAGUCUCCUGGGGAGGAGGACGAGGAGGACGACGAGGAAGGCAGUGUGUUUCAUGAAGUGCGGGUGUGGCACUGCAGCCCCAGAGGCUUCUUCUCUGACCGGGGGUCUUCCGGAGUGGCGUCUUUUGAUGAAGAAGAGGAGAGGGAGGAGGUAGAGGAACAGAAGAAAGAGGAGAAUUUGAUGUGAUGUAUUGUCGAUGUUUAUGUCUUUCUGAGCCAACCGGUUGAUUCUGAUGACAUAGAUCUAUUCCGAUUACAAUGUGAACCUCCUCUCAUCUCCUAUUCUUUUCCCUCCAUCUGUCCUCCACUGGAAGCCUUUCAUCCCCCACCCCUCCAGGCCUUUGGCGGAUCUCCUUCCACAAGUUAUCGCUGCCGUAAACAGUGUACAUGUUGGAGAGUUCAAUGAGGAUGUAAAUCUGUUGUUCAAACUGAGUUUUGUACAUUCUUGUGAAGAGUCAUGUGCUGUUUUUAUUUUUUUUCUAUGGAUGUUUUGUAGUGUGGUUUAUUUUCCAGCUCAUGCUGUGUAACAUGAGUUUGAUAUGGAAAGUACGAGCGUCCUGCAUAUGUAAAAAUAGAUUUUUGGAACAAGA